AUGUUGCGACUCCCAGGAUGGUCGUCUGCGACCAUUGUACUUCUCUUCCUCGUGAAGGUCUUGUUAGCUCAACAAGACAUACUCCUCUUCCAGGAUGGCUCAUCUAACUACCGUCUUGCUAGUCAACAGACCGGCCCUCAGGUCUGGGUGGCUAAGAACGACUAUCCGGCAGUCCACCGGGCUUCUCAAGACCUAGCCGUCGACUUCGGCCGAGUGCUCGGCGUCAAUGGAACCAGACAGGUCGUCGAUAACCUUUCACAAGCAAGCAAGACCAAAAAGGCCCCCGUCAUCAUUGCCGGAACUAUCGGAAACUCUACCUUGAUCGAUGGUCUGGUUAAAGCAGGCAAACUUGCCGUCUCCGACAUUACCGGCAAGUGGGAGUCUUACACCAUGGCCCUCGUCAAAGACAUCUCGACAGACGUGCCUUGGGCUCUCGUCAUCGCGGGAAGCAACCGGAGGGGAACCAUCUUCGGACUCUACGCAAUAUCCGAGAAGAUCGGCGUCUCUCCGUGGUAUUGGUGGGCAGACGUCCCCCCCAAGACGAAGACCGGCGUCUGGGUGCGCGAUACUCGGGUAAUUCAGGGGCCGCCGUCCGUCAAGUACCGCGGUUUCUUCAUCAACGACGAGGCUCCGGCGUUGACAGGCUGGGCCACGAAGAAGUUUGGUCUCACGGCCACCGGCAGGCCCUUCAACAGCGAGUUCUACAAGCUCGUCUUCGAGCUCUGUCUUCGACUGAGAGCGAACUAUAUCUGGCCGGCGAUGUGGGGCAGUGCCUUCUACGUUGAUGAUGUGAAGAAUGGCCCCCUCGCUGAGGAGUACGGUGUCGUCAUUGGGACGAGUCAUCAUGAGCCUAUGGCUCGCGCAGAGAGGGAGCAACAGCAAGAGAUUGAGGGGGGUUGGAACUGGGAUGAGAACAAAGCUGAGAUUAUCGAGUUCUUCAGGGGUGGAGUUGAACGAGCCCGGAACUGGGAGACGAUGUAUACGAUGGGCAUGAGAGGCGAAGGUGACGCCGCAUCACCGACUCUCACAGCCGAAGACCUCGAAGAAAUCAUCCAAGUGCAGCAGUCCGUCCUCAAGGAGGGACUGAACGCUGACGAUAUCGGCGACGUGCCGCAGACUUGGGUUUUAUAUAAGGAAGUUGGCCGAUAUUACCAGACGGGCAUGAAGGUCCCAGACACGGUGACGCUCCUAUGGACUGAUGAUAAUGUGGGAAACCUCCUGCGAACGCCGCUGGCGAAUGAGACGGACAGGUCGGCCGGCGCUGGUGUUUACUACCAUUUCGACUACGUCGGUUCGCCCCGGAACUAUAAAUGGAUCAACACCAUCCAGCUCGUCAAGACCUGGGAACAGAUGCACCUAGCGUAUGAAAAGGGCGCCAGGGAGAUAUGGAUCGUCAACGUGGGCGACAUCAAGCCUCCCGAGAUCCCGACGGCGCACUUCUUGGACAUGGCCUACGACAUGUCCAAGCACGCCACGCCCUCCAGCACCAACACCUGGAUCCGCAGCUGGGCGGCGCGCGAGUUCGAAGAACGCAUCGCAGACAGAACCGUCCAGAUCCUAAGCACCUACGGCAAGCUCAUAGUCCGCCGAAAGUACGAGCUCCUAAGCCGGAAGCCCUUCGCGUACAGCGUCGCAAGCUACGACGAAGCCGAACGAGUGCUGAAGGAGUGGACGGAUCUCCUCGCCCUCGCGCAGAGCACCUACGACUCUCUCCCGCAGGCCACCCGCACAACCUUCUUCGAGAUGGUGCUGCAUCCCGUGCUGGCUGGGAAGACGGUCGUCGAGCUCUACAUCAAGGCGGAGCUCAACCUGUGGCGGCACAAGCAACGCAGGACGAGCGCCAACCAGCUCGCCAACGACGUGCAUAGACUCUUCGCCGAGGACGCUCAAAUCACUGACAGGUACCACAAGCUCAACGGGGGCAAGUGGGAUGUUAUGAUGUCGCAGACGCAUAUCGGAUACACCAGCUGGAACGAGCCGGCGGCCAACACCAUUCCCGAACUCCGAUACCACGACCAGGCGAACGUGCCCAGGGCCGGGAUCAUGGGCGUCUCUGUGCAGGGGAGUAAUUUGACUUCUCCAGGCGACCCGGAGCCCGUCCUCUUGUCCGUUGAUCCGUACAUGCCGGCGUCCGAUCAGCGUUAUCUCGACAUAUACACCCGCAACAACGGGUCCUUCACGUACGAGAUCACCGUCAACGCGUCUUACGUGACCGUCUCUAAUCGCACCGGUACGCUGAGCGCCCCGAACGGGGUCUCGGACGUGCGCGUGCCGAUCACCGUGGACUGGGACGCCGCUCCGGCAGGUCUGAGCUGGGUCGGGCUCCGGAUCCAGGCCCCGGACGCGGCGGGGAGCUGGCCCAUCACCGCGACGCUCCCCGUGCACAAGACCUCCGUUCUUUCCGGGUUCAAAGGAUUCGUCGAGUCGGGGGCCGUGGUGUCCAUGGAGGCCGAGCACUACAGCAGCGCCGAGGAGAAGAAUGGGCUAUCCUACAUGACGAUCCCCGACUACGGGCGCACGCUCUCCGGCGUGAAGUUGUGGCCGGUCACAGCGGACUCUCAGUCUCCCGGAGCGGCGGCACCGAAACUCACGUACGAUUUUCACACUUUCACGUCGAGCGCGUCGGCGAGGGUCGUGGUGUUCCUAGGUGCUACUCUGAACCACGACCCCAGCCGACCGCUGCGGUACGCCUUCUCGGUCGACGGAGGUAACCCGGUCACGGUGCAGCCUGUGCCUACGACGCCGAUGGGAUCGGAGCCGUCGGGUUGGUCGCAGGCUGUCAUCACCGGAGGAUGGACUUUUGCGUCGAGGAUCAAUUUGCCGUCUGGUAAGCACAGCUUGCACCUCUGGCUGCUUGAACCUGGGGUCGUUGUGCAGAAAGUAGUGGUUGAUCUGGGCGGUUUCAGGGAGAGUUCUCUGGGUCCUCCGGAGAGCGUUCGCGUUUGA
Molecule: messenger RNA, 2946 nt
Organism: Colletotrichum karsti
Lineage: Eukaryota; Fungi; Ascomycota; Sordariomycetes; Glomerellales; Glomerellaceae
Exons: 3
Coding region: 1-2946 (981 amino acids)
Source: RefSeq, a predicted model, not a curated record